Messenger RNA from Tricharina praecox, 1444 nucleotides. RefSeq lists its product as uncharacterized. Gene Ontology annotation, cellular component: mitochondrial small ribosomal subunit. The transcript is spliced from 4 exons. The record is from RefSeq and is a predicted model, not a curated record. Gene Ontology annotation, molecular function: structural constituent of ribosome; rRNA binding. Gene Ontology annotation, biological process: positive regulation of translational fidelity. The coding region runs from base 233 to 1318 and encodes 361 amino acids. Lineage: Eukaryota; Fungi; Ascomycota; Pezizomycetes; Pezizales; Pyronemataceae.
AAUAUCUGCGGGACCCACUCACAAACCUUUCGUCAUCUUCUCCGAUCCUUCAAACCUCUCAUGUAUCUUCUCCAUCAAGCUCCAUACAUUUCUCAACAUCCCCUGGAGAUCACUGCCAAGCCACACUAAAACUUUCCCAAUCCAUCCCCAUCCACUGUCCCGCCUCGCGAGAACACGCCGGACCAGGACCCCACCAUACCGCCUCACCUCCGCCGUCGUCGCCGCCUUCACAAUGCCCGUAAAACUCAAGCCCAAGGACAUAACGUACCUCAAGAAGGGGACGGUCCGCCAAAACUGGUCGGUUGUAACCCUCUACAACUUGACCCGGAUGCAACGGCAAAAAACAAACGGCCGUACGUUCUUCCAGCAAAAAUACGCAGCGAAGCAAGAGACACGGAAGUACCACGGAGAACACCUUACCAAAAGGCAAUGGCAGAACAUCUUCAAGCACUCGCUCAAAUCGGUCGUGCCGAUGAACACGCCGAAGUUGGCGUCGAGCGAUGGGUCCGAGUAUGGUGCCGGUAGAGGAAGUGGACUGGACAAUGCCGAGAAGAGACGGACCAUGCCAGUCCCGUAUAUGAACCAGACUUUUGCGCCGAUGGAAAGAAGACUCGAUAUGGCGAUUUUCAGGGCUAUGUUCGCAUCCUCUGCCAUCCAGGCACGGCAGUUUGUUAUUCAUGGGUUUGUGAAAGUCAAUGGAAAGAAGAUGCCAUACCCACAGUACAUGCUCAACCCCGGCGACAUGUUCAGCGUCGACCUCGAGAAGGUCCUCUUCGCGACUGGCGCGCCGAAGGGCCUACCCACCAGUCUCAACCCCCGCCGUAACAGGAAGCGCAAGACAGAUGACGAAGAGGCCGCCGAAGCCGUUGCCGCUACGGAGGAAACCCCCGCUGCCGCUGCCACCCCCGCCGCCAAAGACGCUGCCACCCCGGAAGCAACGAAGAAGGGCAAGGGCAAGGCUGCGGCCGAGGUUAAGCCCAGUGUGAGCAUGGGCGAAGAUACGAGUGAGGAGGCUACUGCGGAGAAGAAAGAGGAGUUCAAUAAGGAGAAGGAAACGUCGAAGGGCAUCAACUGGUGGGACCAUGAAACCCGUGAUAAGAUUUUCGACCCCCUCAAGCCUUACCGUACGCCGUGGCGGCCGAGGUACUACCUGAGUGCUUUUGCUUUUAUCCCGAAGUAUUUGGAGGUCAACCACAGCAUUGGGCAUGCCGUGUAUCUGAGGGAUCCUGUGGCUAGCCCUGGGCUCAGCGAGGUGCCGACGCCGUUUCACGGUGAGACGUUACAGCUCGCAUAUAACUGGUUCCUUCGACGGAGGUAGUCAUGUGCGAGGGCGACGCUGGUGAUGGUGCAUCUUGUACAUUAUGAAAACCGAUAGAGUACCCCUCGGGCUUGCGCAUGUAGAAUACUGUAUAAUACCCGAGUUGUGGCCGGUUCAGGCUCUAGG